CCGCGGUCGCGAAACCCAGAAAACAGAAGUAACGCCGAAUACGUUUAUAAAAAUUUAGAAUAUCAAUUGCGUUGAUACAAUGUUAAGGACGCUCUAUCGCUGUGGAGUUACCCCCCACCCGCGUCAUUGUUUUUGUUUGUUGUGUGUUUAACGUUUUGAUCAAUGAAAACAUUCGAUUAAAUGGACGCUGAUUUGUAAAUGUGUUGCUCGGAUAAAUAAGCCAGAGAAAUAGGGACCGUGCAAUGCAUUCUGCCGCCGGGAAGUUCAUGAGAAUUUGACAUUUAUGUGGAUGUUGUGGCUGCGCCAAGCCGCUUGCUGCAAAAGAAACUAAAUCUAAGACUGCUGCAGCGGCGUGGGUCGAAUUCGCGCGGGACACACCCACCCAAAAACAAAAGUAGUCCAAAGGCCGCACUCUUUCAGUGGUGUAGUUUAUGCACACCCAUACAUACAUGCGGUUGUACGUGUGAGUGUGUGUGUGUGGAAAGGAACCGGGGGCGGGCAGCAGAGGGACCGGUUUCGCAGAGCGCGAUUUACGAGUAAUUGACAAAGCAAACAAAUACUCGUACAACAACGAAUGCCGUCAUAAGCGAACUACCAAAUGGUCCAGUGAACGCGCACUCCAAUAAGAAAGAGAUUCACCAUCCAUCCUGUGGAGUGACUGCUUCGGCGAAAACGAUGCAACAAUCCUGUCCAGGAAUCUAUAAUUAGCUAUAUUCAGAGUACGAGUCCCACGCCCUAAACAUGGGCUUGCCUCCGCUGCAGACCCAACCGGGCACAUUCCUUGUGGCCCUUGGCCUCUGCUGCUGGCUUCUGGCGACGGCCAACGCACACAACUGUCAGCACCAGCAUCCCAAAGCCCAUGAGGUCGUCCAUGGCGUGCGCAUCCAACUGGCUGAUAGCGAUGAUGACGACGCCGCCGGCAGCAGCGACGCAGCCGUGCAUAGCGUGCGCCGGCGCAGCGUCACCGCCGAGCAGCCGCUGCGCAUUCUGCUCGUCUAUGAUGACUCCGUUUACAGGCUGGAGGAGGAGAAGUUUAAUUUGAUAAACGACACUGUGCUGCCGGAGGCCGUGCAGUUCUGGGAACAGGCCCUGAUGGUCCGAGAGACCAAGGGCAUUAUACGAUUGAAUAGGAAAUGCGACAGCACACAGGUCUACGUGAAGAACGGCCACACCCACUGCAUUGACCAGUGCAAGGCGACGACAAUGUGCGGCGAGGUGCAGGUGCCCAACGAGCAUUUGGAUGUCUGUCGCGUAUGCAAUGCCACUGGCCAGAAUUGCCGGAUAGACAGCAAUACCCAGCCGGGAGACGGCAUCCAGAAUGCGGACUUUGUGUUCUAUGUUUCGGCACGGCAGACCCAGCGCUGCUUCAAGGGAUUAACAGUGGCCUAUGCGGCCCACUGUCAGCAGGAGGCGGCCCUGGACCGUCCCAUAGCCGGGCACGCCAAUCUCUGUCCGGAGAGCAUCAGCACCAAGCCGCAGGAGCUGCAGACGCUCAUAUCCACAGUCAAGCACGAGAUCCUGCAUGCCCUGGGCUUCUCCGUUAGUCUGUACGCCUUCUUCAGGGAUGACGAAGGACGACCGCGCACGCCGCGCAAAUCGGAAACAGGCAAGCCGUUCCUGAACGAAAAAUUGCAGAUCCAUCAGUGGAGCAACGAGACCAUACGCAAGGUGGUGCGCGAGAACUGGUCUGUGCGUGGUGGCCAUGUCAAUAAGGAGGUCGAUAUGAUGGUGACGCCUCGCGUGGUGGCCGAGGCGCGUGCCCACUUCGACUGCGACAAACUCGAGGGGGCUGAGCUAGAGGAUCAGGGCGGCGAGGGCACCGCCCUGACUCACUGGGAGAAGCGCAUACUCGAGAACGAGGCCAUGACUGGCACGCACACACAGUCGCCGGUCUUCUCACGCAUCACCCUCGCCCUGAUGGAGGAUUCCGGCUGGUAUCGGGCCAACUACUCGAUGGCCACUCCCCUCAGCUGGGGCAAGGGUCUUGGCUGCUCCUUUGCCAUGCGCAGCUGCAAGGAUUGGAUACAAAUGAAUCAUGCCAGAGGCCGCUCCAUACAUCCGUUCUGCUCGAAGGUCAAGCAGGAUCCGCUGCAGACCGAAUGCACCGACGAUCGCAACUCGGUGGCGCUGUGCAAUCUCAUCCGGCACGACUACGAGCUGCCCAAAAGCUAUCAGAACUUCGACAGCCUCCAAAAUGUGAAAAGCGGCGAGGAGGGCUUCUACGGCGGCUCCGUUUCGCUGGCCGACCACUGUCCCUACAUACAGGAGUUCACCUGGCGCAGCAAGAACAUCAUAGUGCGUGGUUCCCACUGCCGCUUCGUGGAGAAUAAUCCGAAGCCGGAGAAGAACUUUGCCUUGGAGAGCUACGGCCAUGGCUCGAAGUGCUUUGAUCACAGCGAGGCCAUGUGGGAGGAGCGCUCCUGCCAUCAGACCCGCGAAUGGCAGCACUGGGGCAGCGGCUGCUACAAGUACACCUGUUUCGACGGUCGUCUGCACAUCCUGGUGGGCAACUACACCUACAAGUGCUCGUUCCCCGGCCAGAAGCUCUCCAUCCGCAUUGCCGCCAAUGGCUGGCUGCACAAGGGUGCGAUCAUGUGUCCGCCCUGUCAUGAGCUGUGCGGCUCCCACUUUGCCGCCCAGGGGAAACAGUGCCGGCCCGGUGAGGAGGCCGAUCCACUCAACAAAUACCCGCGCGACAAUCUUGCCUGUGGCGCGGAGAGCAGACAACAACGUUCCGUGGCCAUAAUCAGUGCUGCACUCUUGCUGGCGGCGGCUCUGCGGCUGGGGCAUAGUUAGGCCAACAGUCGCUGAUCCACUUGAAAGCAGUUUUAUUGCGUUGCUCUACGUGUAUUUAGUGAAAUUUGUACAUUUUAGCUGUAUCAUAAGCUCAAUUCGUCUAACUAUAAGUCCCUCUGUAAACGUAAUUCCCAUACCCAUGCCUCCCCUAUCUAGCUAUACUUAUACUUAUAAUUGUAAAUGUAUUUUGUCCAUCCCUACAUGUGAUCUUUGUUAAGUGUGUCCGUGAGAGAUCGAAUCACAGCAAACGAGGAGGACAUUCACGGGCAGCUCUAAGUUCUAAACAUUCCAAAGUCCGAUGCAACUUUAUUUGAUGUUCGGGAGUCCCAGACCCGGCUCUGUGUUGUUAUUUUGUUUCGCAUCGCCCAAAAAAAUACCUUGUUAUUUAUUAUAAUUGUUUAAUUCUCGCUUUUCGAAAUUCGUUGAUUUGAUUUUCAUGUGAUCUACAUAUUUACUCGAUGAUUAGUUUCUCGUCUAAGUUUAAAGUGUUUCAGCUGCCUAUCGAGCAUUUAACGAAUGUAUGUAUGUGAACUCUGCCCUCAAAUUGUAAUAUGUAUUCUGUACUCUGUACUCUGUAGUGGGGAUAGACUAGUGUGAGAAUUGUGAAUAAACCAAGAGACCAUACCAUGGCUUUGUAUUGAAAGAA
Messenger RNA from Drosophila persimilis, 3442 nucleotides. RefSeq names its product leishmanolysin-like peptidase (gene Invadolysin). Gene Ontology annotation, biological process: proteolysis; cell adhesion. Gene Ontology annotation, cellular component: cytoplasm; membrane. The record is from RefSeq and is a predicted model, not a curated record. The transcript has 10 exons. The coding region runs from base 742 to 2796 and encodes 684 amino acids. Gene Ontology annotation, molecular function: metalloendopeptidase activity. Lineage: Eukaryota; Metazoa; Arthropoda; Insecta; Diptera; Drosophilidae.